AUGGAGGCCACAUUUGUUAUUGUAGGAGGAGGGAUAGCUGGUGUUAGUUGCGCAGAGACUUUAGCUUUCUUCGAACCAGAAAAAUCUAUUGUACUUCUUAGUGAAUCAUCCUUAAUUAAGACAGUGAUUAAUCUUCAUGCUAUUACAAGAACAUUAACUGAGUUUAAUAUUCAAGAGAUGGCGUCUUCUGAAUUUUCGUCAAAGCAUCCAAAUAUUAAAGUUAUUCAUGAUACUCUUGCUGAAAUCCAUGACAGUGAGAAAUACAUCAUAACUACAGAAAAUAAAAUGAUUAAGUAUCAAUAUUUAUGUUUGUGUACUGGAGCUAAGCCCAAGCUUAUACCACAAGCUCAACAGUUUGAAGAAAUCCUUGGUAUAAGAGAUACAGAUUCCGUAGAUACGUUUUUGAAAAAAAUAAGUAAAGCCACUAAUGUCAUAGUUGUGGGUAAUGGUGGUAUUGCUUCUGAACUGGUUUACAAAAUAAAAAACAUGCAGGUGCAUUGGGUAAUUAAGGAUCGUCACAUUUCUGCUACUUUUGUUGAACCAGGUGCAGCCGAGUUUUUCCUUCCCUCUUUAAGUCAAGAUGAUGUUAAACAAGAACCUGUUAGUAAGAGAAUGAGGUACCAAGAAGAAGAUUUCCAUAAAUCUGGUGCUGCGUUAGGUCCUGAUUGGUACAAAAAUCUUAUUAUACAAGGGGCUGGGGGUUUAAGUAUGCCAUCUACUGUAAAAGUCCAUUACGAAACUGAAAUAACACUAGUUGAGAGAUCGAAAGACGCUAAACAUGCUUUGGAAGUAACUUUAUCCAAUGGUGAGAAACUUGAUUGUGAUUUAAUUAUUUCUGCCACUGGUGUAACUCCAAGAAUGUCUUUUAAGUCACUUAAUUCACUUGAAUUAUCAGAAAAUGGUGAAAUAAAAGUGAAUCAAUAUAUGCAAACCAAUCUUCCAAAUAUAUAUGCAGCUGGUGAUGUCUGUAGUGCCAAUUGGGACCUAGCAAAACAUUGGUUUCAAAUGAAGCUGUGGACACAAGCAAGACAGAUGGGGUCGUAUGCAGCCAAAUCCAUUGUUGGACACUUAAACAAGGAAGAGGUCUUGCAAGAUUUUUGUUUUGAAAUGUUUGCUCAUUCAACAAAACUAUUUGGAUAUAAGGUUAUUCUUCUUGGAUUAUUCAAUGGACAAAAAUUGGGAAGAAACUACGAAAUCCUUAUUAGAAUGACAAAAGGUCAUGAGUAUAUAAAAUUCGUUUUGGAAGAUAAUAAAUUACAAGGUGCUGUUCUAAUUGGUGAUACAGACUUGGAGGAAAUGGCUGAAAAUCUUAUACUAAAUCAAAUAGAUUUGUCACCUUAUGGGGAUGAUAUUUUAAAUCCUGAUAUAGACAUUGAAGAUUAUUUUGAUUGAAAGGUACUGUUUUGCAUUUUAAUCUAAUUUUGUACAGUAGCAUUAAUAAAAUAAAUAGGAAUUCUUA
Diabrotica virgifera virgifera (western corn rootworm) is the source of this 1459-nucleotide messenger RNA. It is a transcript of the gene Pyroxd1, whose product is annotated as pyridine nucleotide-disulfide oxidoreductase domain-containing protein 1. The record is from RefSeq and is a predicted model, not a curated record. Bases 1 to 1392 code for a protein of 463 amino acids. NCBI's taxonomy places the organism in Eukaryota, Metazoa, Arthropoda, Insecta, Coleoptera, Chrysomelidae. The transcript has a single exon. Gene Ontology annotation, molecular function: oxidoreductase activity; flavin adenine dinucleotide binding.